Funneliformis caledonium is the source of this 125-nucleotide messenger RNA. The record is from the annotation of a GenBank genome assembly. Lineage: Eukaryota; Fungi; Glomeromycota; Glomeromycetes; Glomerales; Glomeraceae.
UUGAAGAAAGUGAAACAUCACCUAUGAGCGAAAUCCGUGAUGUUAUUCAAGAUGAUGAAAAUAAUGAUAAAUAUAGAAAUUAUGAUGGUGAUCAAUAUGGGGAAUAUGAGAAAGAUUAUUAUUAA